Anoplophora glabripennis (Asian longhorned beetle) is the source of this 2101-nucleotide messenger RNA. RefSeq lists its product as uncharacterized. The record is from RefSeq and is a predicted model, not a curated record. Gene Ontology annotation, biological process: response to endoplasmic reticulum stress. Gene Ontology annotation, molecular function: protein phosphatase regulator activity. Lineage: Eukaryota; Metazoa; Arthropoda; Insecta; Coleoptera; Cerambycidae. The transcript has 2 exons. Bases 336 to 1424 code for a protein of 362 amino acids. Gene Ontology annotation, cellular component: endoplasmic reticulum; protein phosphatase type 1 complex.
AAUCCAAGCCGAACUGACAUUUCUCAUCAAAAUGGCAGCCUAGAAGUGUGAUUAUAGAGAGUACAAUCUGAUCUUUGUUAAAAAUGGCUAAUAUUAUCGAAAGCGUUAUUAUCAGUGCCCAAGAAAGUGAAAAUAGAGUUAACCAAGCAGCGAUUCACGGGAAAAUCGUUAAGAAAAAGUUUAUAACAAAACACAGAACGUAUCUUCAAACCGCAGGUUUGUUUAAAGGGAGAACCAUCUGGUUUAUGGACAAUCGACAUCGCCACGGCAAAAAUUUGUGUAUGUUGCAUACGAGAUCUAUGUGUUGCGUCUAGAUAGAAGAAAUUAACGAAAAAAUGUGGAGUAUUGUGAAUUCCAUGGGUAACCCAGCCCAUAACAUGGGAGCGUACAAAAGCCAGAAGCGCGAGUUCAGCUUGAGCGUGGAAAAAGUUCCUAUAGUCCCUGGAAAGACUUUUUCUAACCCAAACUUUGUGAUAAAACAUCAUCCUAGCAUACACAGCCACAGAAAUAACUUCAUUCCAAUACCCGUCGAAAAAUUCAGUCAUACUGACAGUUCGAACACGAGCAGUAAGCCACAGAAUACAAACAGCGCCUUGAAAAAUUCUAGUCAAAGCCUAGUAGACACCCUUAAAAAGCACCACCUUGACACUAUCAAAAGCCCCGAGAUAGUUGAAACAUCACCCGCACAACCAAUGUGCAGCAAGAAACGGUCCAAAAGAAAUCGUAAAAACAGGCGAAGGAGAACGCCUGAUAAAAAUACCAACACCAGAAACUACAUAAAGGACAUGAUGGACGUAGAAAUCGACUUGGACACGUCCCUCAGUUAUACAGACAUUUCCGUAAGCCCGAAGAUGCCACACACCACCUUCAACUUGACUGAUUUCAUAGUAAAUAAGCCCUGUAAAAUUCCUAAAGCAGCGACAUGUACAAAUAACGAGUACGACACCGACGAGGAUGAAUUCGUGGCUACGAUUAUUUCAGUCUCCCCAUCAAACGUUAAUAGGGCCUGUAUGAGGGAACGACAAGUGUCUGUAUCCGAGUCAGAAGACAGCUUUAUCGUGUUCAACGACAGGACUGAUGAGGGACUUGAAUCAUCGGAAGAAUCCGAGAGCGAGAGCGAGGAUGAGUGGGAAGAGACAGAGGACGAGGGGGAAGACGAAGUCGAUUUUGCUUCACCAGCAAUACCGAUCAAGAGGGUCAGAUUUGCCGGAGACGAGGAACUCUGCCAGGUCCACAACAUGGUGCAGUGGUCCUUCGCGUACCAGCAGGCGAGAAAGGGGCCCUGGGAGGAGUACGCGCGGGACAGGGACAGAUUCAGCAGGAAAGUGGCGGAUAUCGAGAAGAUACUGACGCCCGUGUUCGAUGCAGCUCACAGGAGCAAGGUGUAUCGGGAACGGUUCAAAGAUAGAACUUUUAAAAAGUAAACUUGUGGGGUGUUUCCUCAGCCGGGGUCGGUAUCGUUGCAAUGUUGGGAAAAGUAUUUCACAAUGUUACUUACUCUCCUUACGAUUUAAUUGAAAUGUUGCUUAGUCAUCCGGCGAGUCGCAUCUCUGUGAAAUUGGAUUUCUUUGUUGUGAAAUGUGGGCACGGUACCGACCUCAUUUAGAUCAAGGCUGUGAUCUGUAGUUAAAUUAUACAAAUAUCUUCAAUCUACUUCAAAUCAAUUCGAACAGAGAAUAUAUUACAUCUUCUGCUGUGAUAAUUUUUGUACAAAAAUAGGGUAGUGUUAAAGAUCUGACGACAUAAGCCUUUGGCGAAAUCCGAUGUAAGUAGUCAUUUUGUUUCGCGUUUAUCUUUACAAUGACUUUCCGUUUUUUAUAAUGCUUGAUCAUUUGAAGUACGUUGAAUUUAUUUUAUCUGUUUUUUUUUAUUCCUAUUAUUUAAAUUCUGUGGACUUUGCAGUCGAUAGCACUUAAUUCUCAGAUAUUUCUAUCUAGAGAUAUAUUUUUAUUUUUGGAUGACCUUAUCUUUCUAGCACCUAGUUUUAAUUUAACUUCUAUUCUUUAUUUAUUCGAAAAAGCUAUUUUCCUGCAUUGUUAUAUUAAGUCUUGCCUAUUUCAUCAUAUAUAGGGUGUUUACGGGGCAAAGUACAAUGAAAAAA